AUGAAGCUAACUCAGAUCCUCGCGCCCGUCGUUGGGCUGUUUGCUGUUGCGAAUGCUUGGGGUGAGACCGCAGUUUGGACAACGGUCGUGGAAACUGACUAUACUACUUACUGCCCAUCUCCUACUACUUUCGCCUGGCAUAAUGUGACAUAUACUGCUACUACAGAGACCACUAUUACCAUCACCAACUGCCCUUGCACUGUUACCUACUCUCAACCUCCCCCGGUUACCAUAACUUCGUACCCUACGCCAACUCUUCUUCCUACGGGAACUGCCCCUCCCCCUUCUUACUCUUAUUCCAACGUGAGCUCUACGGUCAUCACUUACACCCCGACGCCGUCAACUUACAUCUCCGGAACCGUCCCCAUCACCACUCCCUCAGUACCGACUAACGUCCCCAUCCCGCCCACAACCUCCGGCCCGGUGGUGAUCCCCACUGCGGCUGCCGGCAAGGUUGGACCCAUCGGUGCUCUUCUUGCUGCUGGUCUCGCUGCCCUCGCUCUGUAA
This is a messenger RNA of Daldinia childiae, 507 nucleotides long. RefSeq lists its product as uncharacterized. Bases 1 to 507 code for a protein of 168 amino acids. Lineage: Eukaryota; Fungi; Ascomycota; Sordariomycetes; Xylariales; Hypoxylaceae. Gene Ontology annotation, cellular component: fungal-type cell wall. The transcript has 3 exons. Gene Ontology annotation, molecular function: structural constituent of cell wall. Gene Ontology annotation, biological process: fungal-type cell wall organization. The record is from RefSeq and is a predicted model, not a curated record.